Messenger RNA from Penicillium angulare, 1572 nucleotides. Its product is annotated as putative GABA permease. Gene Ontology annotation, biological process: transmembrane transport. The record is from RefSeq and is a predicted model, not a curated record. Gene Ontology annotation, cellular component: membrane. Lineage: Eukaryota; Fungi; Ascomycota; Eurotiomycetes; Eurotiales; Aspergillaceae. The transcript is spliced from 5 exons. Bases 1 to 1572 code for a protein of 523 amino acids. Gene Ontology annotation, molecular function: transmembrane transporter activity.
AUGGAGGCCUCGGGGAAAAUGACCGCUCUGAAAAUGACAGACAUGGAGGUCAAUCGCAACGAUAUGGACGUCUAUCAGACAGGCGGAACUUCUGGUGACGAUAAUGAAAUGACUCGCAUGGGAAAAGUUCAAGAGUUCAAGAGAAAUAUGCGACCGGUAGCAGCAUUGAGUUUUGCUUCCGUGCUUCAAGCAACCUGGGAGUAUCUCAUCCUUUCCAACUAUACGGGAUUAGAGGACGGCGGCUUGCCAGGAAUGUUCUGGUCAUAUAUAUGGACUUUUAUUGGCUUUGGAUUCAUUAUUGCCUCGCUCGCAGAAAUGGCAUCAAUGGCACCGACUGACGGUGGUCAGUACCACUGGGUGUCCGAAUUCGCUUCUCCUCGACACCAAAAAUUCCUCAGCUACAUUACCGGAUGGAUGUCAACACUAGCAUGGCAAGCGGGGACCGCUUCCGGCUCUUUCCUCACAGGAACGGUCAUCCAAGGGUUGAUUAGUGUCCGUGACCCGGACUACGCCGCGCCAGGCUGGCAGGGUACGCUUCUCGUGUUCUCCAUGGUGCUAGUCGUCUACUUUUUCAACGUCCAUGCGUCAGAGCUGAUGCCUAUCUUGAGUAAUCUUCUGAUGCUUUUUCACGUUUUAUCAUGGGCCGUCAUCUUAAUCAUGCUUUGGGCCAUGGCUCCUCGUCGGUCCGCUGAAGCCGUUUUUCUGACGGACUGGAAGAACAUAGGAGGAUUGCCGACUAUGGGCGUUAGUGUGAUGGUAGGACAGAUCUCGGCUAUCUAUGGCUGUCUAAGCUCCGAUGCGUGCGCUCAUAUGUCCGAAGAAAUCAAAGAUGCUGGUCGCAAUGUUCCAGUCGCUAUGUGGUGGGGAUACUUUAGUAAUGGCAUUAUGGCAGCUAUUCUACUGAUUGCUUACCUCUUUGCUACUCCGUCUGUUGAAGAUUCACUAGACGAUGCAUCGGGGUUCCCAUUGCUUUAUGUUUUCAAGCAGAUGACCUCCACCGCAGGAGUGAACGGACUGAUGUCAAUCAUAAUAUUACCUGUGAUCUUCAGCAAUGUUAUGUUCAACGCAUCGACAUCACGUCAAACAUGGGCUUUUGCUCGUGAUAAGGGCCUGCCGUUGUCCGGGUGGAUUGGGAAAAUCGAUUCCAAGCGCAAGAUUCCCACGAAUGCUAUCAUAUUGUCAUGCACAAUCAGCUGCCUUCUUGCUCUUAUAAAUAUUGGCUCCAGCACCGCAUUCAACGCUAUUAUUUCAUUGAACACAGCUGCGCUGAUGUUCACUUAUACGGUUUCCAUCUCAUGUGUCAUCUACCGGAAGAUCUGGCAUCCUGAUACCCUCCCUGUGGCCCGAUGGAGCCUGGGACGCUUUAGCUUGCCUAUCAAUAUUAUCGGGCUCUUAUAUUGCAUAUUUGCGAUGUUCUGGUCCUUCUGGCCAACUGAGCUCCCGGUCACACCUGACAACUUCAAUUGGAGUGUUGUCAUAUUUGUUGCAGUAUUCAUACUCAGCCUUGUGAUGUAUGCUGUGCAAGGGAGGAAAGAGUACGAUGGGCCAGUCAUAAAUGUUAAGCAGAACUAG